Molecule: messenger RNA, 5761 nt
Organism: Anopheles moucheti
Lineage: Eukaryota; Metazoa; Arthropoda; Insecta; Diptera; Culicidae
Gene: IntS6
Product: integrator complex subunit 6
Exons: 3
Coding region: 335-4783 (1482 amino acids)
Biological process (GO): snRNA 3'-end processing
Cellular component (GO): integrator complex
Source: RefSeq, a predicted model, not a curated record
CGUAACUUUGGCGUGUUAAAAGCUGGUAGAAGAGCAAUGAGUCGCGAACAUCGCACACAAUAAUAUAGCUGAGGAAAACAGGAGAUGCAUAGGUUGUUAAUCCUCAAACGAAUCAACAAUCAACACAAUCAAUUCGCCGCUCAGCCUACUCAACGACACUGUUAGAAAGGAUAUCUCUGGAUCAACGAAAAGCACGAAACUUAAAAACGAGCUAGGUUCCGAACAGCGCUGUCCGUGGCGUGUCGGUUUUAAUGUAGCGGCAUGUCGUCCGGGUUGACCCAUCAUCAAGUUAUUGGCUGAGUACAACUGCUGGAUAACUGUGCGUGGACUAAACAUGACGAUUAUCGUGUUUCUGGUCGACACCUCCGCUUCCAUGUGCCAGCGCGCAUUGGUGAAUGGUGUGCAAAAGACCUACCUAGACAUCGCAAAAGGUGCCGUCGAAACGUUCCUCAAGUUUCGUCAACGGUCGCAGGAUUGUAUGGGCGAUCGGUAUAUGCUGCUUACGUUCGAAGAUCCACCGAACAAUGUAAAGGCGGGCUGGAAGGAAAAUCAUGCCACCUUCAUGAACGAGCUAAAGAAUUUACAGAGCAACGGACUCACGUCAAUGGGCGAAGCGUUGAAGAACGCGUUUGAUCUGCUAAACCUGAACCGCAUGCAAUCCGGCAUUGAUACUUACGGGCAGGGUCGGUGUCCGUUCUAUCUGGAACCGUCCGUAAUCAUCGUGCUAACGGAUGGUGGAAAAUAUGCGUUCCGUAACGGAGUACACCAAGAGAUUAUACUUCCACUUCACGCCCAGAUGCCGGGCACGAAGCUAACAAAGGAACCGUUUCGUUGGGAUCAAAGGCUGUUCUCACUCGUGCUGCGUAUGCCGGGAAAUCGGGUGGAGGAACGUGUGGACGGUAAAGUGCCACACGACGAUUCAAUGAUCGAGAAAAUGUGCGAAGUGACGGGUGGUCGGUCAUAUAAAAUAAAGUCGCACUACGUAUUGAAUCAGUGUAUCGAAAGUUUAGUGCAGAAAGUUCAACCCGGCGUGGUGAUACAUUUCGAUCAGUUGAUUUCGAACAACGGUGACAGCAGUACGGCCGAUUUACAGUUUCAAUCGACGAAGCGUAUGAUCUAUGUGCCGAAGCAGCACCCAUCGCAGAAAACGUUCCCGGUGGGGUACUGGCCAAUCCCGGAACCGUAUUGGCCGGAUCCGAAGCUAACGACUCUGCCUCCACGCGAUGCACAUCCGAAGAUAAAGAUAAUUUCGCCCAGCUGCGAUGAACCUCAGGUACUUCGGAACUUUCCGAUCGAUAAGUAUGAACUGGAGGCUAGUCCAUUAACGCUGCAGAUUUUGUCCAAGAAGGAAUCGAACAAGGUAUGGCCAUUGAUCGUGUCGACCGGGAUGCAGGGUGAGAUGCCGUUCGGAUAUUUGAAACCAAACAGUACCGUACCGAUUGUGCAUCUUUACGUACUGCCGUACAACUACCAAAUGCUGCUGCCGUUGAUCAAUGAUCUGUUUCACAAAUUUAAUCUAAAUCCGCCGAACGAUUGGGUGUACAAAUUUACCAACUAUGUCAAAACGAUCCCGCAAUACUAUUGUCCAUUUUUGCGCCGUGCACUCGCCACCACACCGAAUGUGCCCUACCAGCUGGUGCAGUACAUACUGCCAGAAAAUUUGGACAGUUACCUCUGUCCGGCAGUUGCCAACUACUUGAAGCAGAUGAAAAAUACGGCCAAGCUGGAUCAGGAAAAUCUUUGCCUGCGGGUGUUGAAACAGUUGAAGCAACCGAAACCGGCAUACCAUCAGUUGGAGACGGCAAAACUCAGCGGCAACCAGCAGAUGAAGCGCGAUAUCGUCACGCAUCCAAUGCUUAAAGAUACGUUCACCAAAAUGCACAUGGAGAUUGCGAACUUUGACAGCUACACGAUCGUCGUACCGUCCAUAAUACAGACGGCGGCGACCAAAAAUUACCGCAAUCCGUACGACAUUCCGCGCCGGGACCUGAUCGAUGAAAUAGCACGGAUGAGGGAAAACUUUUUCCAUCUGCCGACGAGCGGGAUCAAUGUGUUCACGAAAGAUUCCGGCCACUGUUUGCCGAUCUCGGACAUGGGCAACUAUCAGGAGUAUUUGAAAAACAAAGAAACGCCACUACGAGAACUCGAACCGACGAAUGUCAGGCAGCACAUGUUUGGUAAUCCGUACAAGAAGGAUAAGAACAUGGUCAUGGUGGACGAGGCGGAUCUAAACGAUCUAGCACCGAUGAAGGCAAGCGGUGUGCCCGGACCGCAUCCGAGCAGCCACAUGAAAAAGAGCAUCGAGCAGAACACGGUGACGCGCAUGAGCCGGAAACGAAAAGCGGGCCCAAUACGUAAGGAUUAUGUGUUCAAACGAUCUGCGCUGGAUAUGGCCAGCAGUUCGUCCGGUUCGCUGAGCGGAGAUGACGGAAAUAUGAGUGAACUGCUAACGGAUGACGAGAACAGUUCCGAGUUUAGUAGUGGUAGCGACAUCGAGGAAGAUACCGAAGGAUGUUUGGUUAUGGCUCUAGACGUACCGGAGGAAUCGACCGAAGCGAAUGGCAUCAGCACGUUGCAAAGUUUCCCACUGCGAGAAAAUCUUCUGGAUAUGGGCAGUUCUGGAGGUUCAUUGGAAACUACACGCUCGUCUGCAGAGUCGAGCACCGCGAGCAGUCCGAGCAAGCAAUCUGAAAACGUAGGUGUUGUUGGAUUUGGUAGCGGAUCUAUAACACAAAAUCCAAAUACACCGUGCCGUAUGCAGUUGAUGACAAUUGCUUGUGAGGAUGCGGCAACGGUAUCGAUAGGUGAAGUGAAGUUAAUACAUUGUGCAGAGUCCCUCGUGAUCGAUGAUACUCAUUCCGUCGACGAGAAAGAGCAGCAACGGCCAGAUGAAACGGUAACGUUAUCUUGGAAAAAGCAAACGCAUGAAGAAGCAGAUUUAAUGCCAUCGGUGUGGCCGGAGAUACACGUGAUAGAGUCAGACGACGGUGCUCAGCAACAACAACGACAGCAAACUCCGGUAAAGAAAGGCUCAUUGCAGCAUCCUUCGGAUAGAAAUGUGUCAGAGCAAAGCAGUUAUGAUGCGGAGCUUAUAGAUGCAGCAAAGCAGGACAGUAUAGAGAAGGUUGAGUCCAACGUACGGCCAGAAGAACAAACUGUGGAACAUACCAAUAAGGUACGGUUAGAUCCAACAGACGGUGGUGUUGGUGGGAAACUGCACAUCGAGCUUACUGAACAAAAGGAUUGUAAAAUAGACCAUUCUGAUCAAUCAGCAGAAGAUAUUAAACCACUGGGGAUGGAAGCAAGUCCCGCUUUGGUGCCGAAAGGUUUGACAACAGAAGAGCAAUUGGCGUUGAAUGUUCCACAGCGACAGGAAGGCGCGAAGGUGGAUGAUUAUGUAGAAACGAAUCACGAGUCGGCUGAAGAAACAAGUGUAAAUGAAAUGGAGCAAAGUACAAAAGUAAGGAUACAACCGGAUAAUACCGUAUUACACUCGAGUACGUUAGCGAAGGAAUCCGACCGAGACGAAUCAAUGUCUGUAGAUUAUGAGGCUGAGUUGCAACCAACGGGUCAGGACGCAGUUCGCCAAAGUCCUGAGAUAAAGCAAGCGCAUUCGGCCUUGCAACCGACGGAGCCUGUAAAGUCUGAACCAGUCCGUGAUUUAGAGCAUAAUUUAGGUGAAACACAUAUUCAGCAACAAUCGUCUGCGGCAGAAGAGCAUACAUCUUGGAAACCUCUGCAGCAACAGCAACUACAAUCGCACGAACAGCGACCAACGUCAGCACGUCAUCCGUUAGCUUCACAGUGGGGCCACGACACCAACAACGGCAUGACGGAUGUGAUGAAGGCGUCCAAACAGCAACAACAACCGGCUGACCAACGGCAAACACCACGUCAUCAGCCGGUAUCGCAAUGGGGGCUCGAUGCUGGUGACAUGACAGAUGUGAUGAAGAUUUCCAACAUCCUGAAAACAUGUCACAACGGCGGCGACACCGAUCGCGACAAGGAUAGCAAUUUCGACGACGGUACGGCGGAACGGUCCCCCACCACCAACAGCAGUACGGCGGCACAGGACGGCACAAAACCGGCACGCCCGGUGGGAGGUUCUGGAUCGGAACCGGAACCGGUCAUGGUGCUGGCGAACGGGCUGGUAUCGACGGCCGUGAACGGUAGCGACAAUGCGGUACAGCCAACGCUCAAUUGGGAUUACAACUUUGCCCUUUACUCAUGCGUCGAAGAUGAACAAGAGCUGGAACAGAUUGAGGAGACGAACCUGAAGACGCGCUCGAUCGUGUUCCGUGACAUACGGCGACCGGGACGCGAUUACACCCAGCUACUGAAGCACCUCGAACUCGUACAGGGUAGUCGUAUGACGCAAAAGCACUUCGUGGACAUGUGCGUGCAUGAGGCGCGUCGGUUCCGGCGCCAUCGGAUGGUUGAGUGCAUACAGGAAUGGUGGGCGCAGCAUACUGGACGGUCCAUACCGGGGGGCGUUAAACGGGGACGCUCGAAACAGGAACCCGGUGGUGCGAAUUCCUUCUACAUCUAUGGUAAUAGCGACGGCCUGGAAGACGAGCACGAACACGCUCUGACGCCGGACAAUCUGUACCUUGUAAACGAUACCGGUGCGACGGUUUACAGCAGUGAGACGUUUCGCAGCACGACCCCACCAGGUGCGGCGUAUCUGAACAACAGCAUCGGUAGCGCAUACGGGACCACCGACUUUAGUCACAAUAAUCAUCACUUUGCCGAGGUGGUGCAUGUAUCGUACCCAAACACGUAGGACUAUUGCUGGCAAACGAUCACCUUUUUACCCGAUCGUUCGUUUUCUAUAUUUCAAUUUUUGUUUGUUAUGUAAUUUGCGAUACGAUAGCUCCCAUUACGCAAAUUGUAAUAUUUCAAUUUAAUAUAAUACAUCGCGGGGCGGUCCGGUGGUGUGUUGAUAGUAGCGCCGGUUUUCACACGACAAAACCGGUCCCAAAAUCCCAUCCGGACCAAUCCUCCGUACGCGCAGGACUGACUAUCCGUUACAGGUAAAUAACGGCAAAGAAAGCCAGAGUUGGCAGGCCUAUAGACCUCUUUGAGGUUGUUGUGCCGAUAUAGAAGAAAAUCUUUUGUCUGAACAUAAUUUACACGUACAUGCAAAGUUCUUUUUUAUUUUAGAGUUUUCUUUUCGUCUCUUCUAAUGAUCCAAGUUCAUUUCAUAACCAAUAUCGGUCACGGUUUUUCCCUUGCAGUAUGGAUGUAUCUAGUUCUAUAUCUGUAAUUCCAGACCACGAGAGUUGUUAUGGGACCGAUCAUGAAGCAAUAUAGUGUAAAUGUUAAGUUUUUGGUUUGCACCCUCCGACUUACGUACGUCCCUUUGGUUAAGUGUAGUUAUUUUAUUUUUAUUUUUUAUUUACCAGUCUAAUGAUUGUUAAGCUGUAUCAAGGGUCCGUAGGAAUACGUAAAUAACAAAUAGACCAGAAACUAAUCUAUGUCACAAUACGCAAAUUAUGGUUUUAUUUCCUUUGGUGUGAUGGUAAGGAUACUUUCAUUCAGAUCCUUGAAAAAAAAAGGUAUUGAAAUACUUGAGAAUCUCAUAACGAAUUUUGUAGGGAAUAUAGGAUUUACGGUCAAACUACCGUGGUAGGAAAAUUUCACGUGGAAGUUAAUUUCGCGUUUUGCACUAAGUUUGAUAAACUUGUUGAAUAGCUUGAAGCCCUGUGAUUUUUUGGGGAUUGAUUCUAAUUUUGCAGCAUUUGGAGAGGAAGUAACGGUU